Messenger RNA from Saccostrea echinata, 3210 nucleotides. RefSeq lists its product as uncharacterized. Gene Ontology annotation, cellular component: membrane. The transcript is spliced from 9 exons. The record is from RefSeq and is a predicted model, not a curated record. Bases 1 to 3210 code for a protein of 1069 amino acids. Gene Ontology annotation, molecular function: adenylate cyclase inhibiting G protein-coupled glutamate receptor activity. Gene Ontology annotation, biological process: G protein-coupled receptor signaling pathway. NCBI's taxonomy places the organism in Eukaryota, Metazoa, Mollusca, Bivalvia, Ostreida, Ostreidae.
AUGUCUUCUCUUGCCUCCUUCUGGCUUAUGUUGAUAGCCUCCUUCUGGAUUAGCCAUAGUCAACAGCCAGGUGAAAGUGACGUUUUUGAUACACCCGCUAUUAUGGCAGGUGAUGUCGUCAUUGGAGGUCUCUUUGAUAUAUACUACACCAAACAGCGCGUGAACUGUGAUGUCAGCUCCGUGGAUGUGUAUUCUGUUAUGGAGAUGGAAGCUGUAAAAUGGGCUCUUAAGCGUCUGAACGACAUUGAUUUCAUACCUGGAGUCAGUUUGGGAAUCUUAGCCUAUCCAACCUGUGGGGUGCCAUCCUUGUCUGCUCUACAAGCCAAUAAAUUUCUUCAACUUCUACGUGAAAACAAAACACCAAACAAAACCAAGAAACCGGUGUAUAUUAAAGCCGUAAUAGGACCAGCUUUCAGUUCGGAAUCUGAAGUCGUAUCCCGGAUGUUAAGCAGUGUUCCAGACGAAUACCAACUCCUUCAGAUGUCAUAUGCGUCGACAGCCGCUUUCCUGACAGAUGUAGAAAAAACUAAUCUUUAUCCAAACUUCUUUAGAACCAUUCCAUCCGAUCAAAUACAGAUAGAGUCAAUAGUGCAACUCCUAGUUCGUUUAGAAUGGACAUACAUUGGUAUAUUUCAUUCUGGUGAUGCUUAUGGCAAGGAUGCAGCGAGUGAACUGAAUGAAGCUCUUGCAAAGAAACGAAUUUGUGUCGCAGCUACGUAUAACUGCAACAAUGUACAUUCUAAAUUACGGAAUCAUUACCACGAAAUUCUACUCAAUAUCACUGUACUUAAAAUAAAAGGGAUUGUGCUUAUUGGAGAUGCUGAAAUGGCGCUUGCAUUUAUCGAAAGCAUUGGAACCGGUUCAUUUAUUCAAUAUCACCCAAUGCCAUCCAUAAUUUUUUCAGAGAGUGUUGGUUUACAGUCUCAGACCUUCAUCAAUUCAGAUUCCGGUCAAGUAUUUCCAGCAUCAAAGGGAGCAUUUGUUCUUUCACCCCCACACAAAGAAAUACGGGAAUUUUCAGAACACUGGAAUUCUCUCUUCUUCAAUGAAAGCAAAUACAAAGAAGAAGUUAUAUCUAAUCCCUGGCUGGAACAUAUGUACAUUGCAAAACACAAAUAUUCGAAUGCCAAAACCUUUCUGACAAAGUAUCCAGCGUCAACUUUUCUGCGAUACGCUGUCAUGGCAACAUACAGUGUGGCCAAAAUAAUCAAAGAUGUACACUAUAAUAUCUGCUCUGGUAGGAGAGGGUUAUGUUCCGAUAUGAAAGAAAAUCGAGGAGCAGACGUCAUAGCAACAGCAGCCCGAACUGUAGUGGAUUUUGAGAAGGAUUUUGAUCGGAAAGCAAGACUUGAAAACAUAACAGAGCAAAUCUCAUUCUCUAACGGUGGUGAUGUAAACUUCCACAAGACCGACUUAUUAUACGAAGUUUACAAUUUUCAGGCUUCUAAUAAAAGUCUUGAUUUCAAAUUUGUCAAAGUAGCAUCAUUAAAGAAAAUUGUAAGCUUGGUAAAAGACCAAACAACGGAGUUUUCAUUCUCAAAAGACAAGGUCAAGUUCUAUAACGAUCGGGGAAUGGCUAUUGAAGAGGUGAAGUCUGUCUGCCAGCCUAACACAACCUGCACCAAAUGUCUGUUACAUCAAGAUAACAAAACUCCCUUGUAUAUCCCUGGCGAUCUCAUUGUGGUUGUAACCUUUCCCAUUCAUGAUAGGUCCGCAGAACCUCUUCAUUGUGGUCCAGUCAGGCGCUCAAUCGGACUCGAUGUAGCGUUAGGUGCAAAGUUUCUGAUAGAAAAAUUGAACAGGGAGAAAGAAAUUUUCCCAAAUAAGCAAAUCGGUCUCCUCCUCCUCGAUACUUGCGAUGACCCUUUGCUGACCUCAGACAGCAUUCUUGAGCUUCAUCAGCUACAUGGAAAACUGAAUGACAUAGUUCCGGGUAUAUCUGAUAAGAUACUGGGAUACGCUGGCGGAUUUUCAAGUACUCCGACACUACAGGUGGCAGAAAUCACAACAGAGUUAAAAAUGGUUCAGGUUAGUUGUUGUGCUACUUCCGACUUACUAAGUGACAGACUAAACUACCCGUACUUUGUUGGUUUGGCAACUCCGCUAAAUUACACCACUCAGGUCAUGCUAAAGAUGGUUCAGAAGUUAGGUUCUACUCAUAUUCAAGUUCUCUUCUCGGACGGAAAAUAUGGCGAAUCGGCUGUCCGAUUGAUAAAGAAUCUUGCUCCUAGCUUUAACAUUUGUGUAUCUCAAACAGUCCAAGUUGACUAUGAAGACAUUGGGGAAUGGCAACACGGCCGUGAUGACAUUUAUUUUGAGAUAGAGCGUCACGGUCUUAAGAUUUAUCCUUCUGAAUCAAUAUGUGAAGAUGUAAUAAAAUCAGUACAAAACAGUGUUAUCGCGAAAGACAACAGCAACACUAUGAAUCUUGUAAAAACGAUUUUGCUGUCCAUUUUUGCGGGGAUUAUCCUCAUUCUUCUGGUAGCGUUUAUUUGUUUAUGCCAAAGAAAGUCCUAUCAUUUAUCAUCCAUGUCGUCUGUAACCACUACCAAAUCAGAAUACAAUUCUAUUGAUGAUCUCAGUUUUAUCAAUAUGAAAAGAGUAAGUUCUGACGUUUCCUUAAAACUGAGUGAGAUUUUUCACACCGAUUCUCCAUGUGGAACACCCAAAUCAGUAAGAUGCAUGUGUGACAUUAAGGAACACAUUUCUCAACAGAGAAAUGAAAAACUGUCUGCAAGCAACAGAAGUUCACCAAUAAUUCCGCACUUCAAAAACUUUCCAGGUUCGUCCUUGGAAAUUCCAAGUCAACGGAAGAUUUUACAUCAGAGAUUAAGAAGUGAACCUGCAUUGAAAAUAACUUCGCCAAGCACCACCAGACGUUUAAACUCUGAGCCUCUACCUCCAAUUCCCAAAUUACGUACAGAUUCAGUUGAUUUGCCCUACAUUCUGGAGCAUAAAUCAAGACGCCAACACUCCGAGCCAACUCUGCCAACUGCUAAUUUCAAUAGAUUAUUGUUUCAAAAUAGAAAUAGAAAGGAAAGUUUGCAAGAUCAUGGCUACAUUUCUCCAAUAACAGGCUCUGAUGGGGAGGAUCUGCCACUGCAUCAUUUUCAUGAAUCAGCACAUGAACAACUGGACCAGACUAGUAAAGACAAUGUGUUGUUUGUUGUUGGAAAUCCCGAAGAGCAUGUCCAAGUAUAUUCUUGCUAA